Medicago truncatula (barrel medic) is the source of this 813-nucleotide messenger RNA. RefSeq lists its product as uncharacterized. The coding region runs from base 1 to 813 and encodes 270 amino acids. The transcript has a single exon. Lineage: Eukaryota; Viridiplantae; Streptophyta; Magnoliopsida; Fabales; Fabaceae. Gene Ontology annotation, cellular component: SCF ubiquitin ligase complex. Gene Ontology annotation, biological process: SCF-dependent proteasomal ubiquitin-dependent protein catabolic process. The record is from RefSeq and is a predicted model, not a curated record.
AUGACUGGCGGCGCUAUUGACCUCAACAUCAAAAGGAAGAAAACCAUUGCCUUUUAUUUACCUGAUGAGUGUUGGGAGUCUGUCUUCAAAUUCCUCAACGUCGUGGACGAUGACGGCAACAACCAACGCAACCUUGAGCCUCUUUCCCUCAUUUCUAAACAGUUUUUAUCUAUCACCAACCGUCUCAUAUUUUCACUCACUGUCAGCGAUCCAGCACACCCUCCCCUUCGUCACCUCUUCCAUAGAUUCACCAGCCUCGCCUCCCUCGACCUUUCACACUACAAAGGUGACCUAAACAAGCUUAUCAACAAGAUCUCUUGUUUUCCAUUGAAACUCACAUCACUCAAUCUCUCCAACCAUCUCACCAUUCCCACCAAUGGGUUACAAGCUUUCUCCCAGAAUAUUACAACUUUGACCUCUCUCACUUGUUCCCACAUGGGAAAUCUCCGUAGCUCUGACCUUACCCUCAUCGCUGAUUGUUUCCCUUUGCUAGAAGAACUCGAUCUUAGUAAGCCUUCAGUACUACUCAUAUAUCCAAUCAUAUAUCCAAAUAGAAUGCUUAAUGGGAUAGAGACUCUUUCGUUGUCACUUGCUAAACUCCGCAAGGUUAACCUCACUUUUCAUAUUUAUAUGAAUGAUCAAUCGCUUCUCAACUUGUUCAAGAACUUAAAGCAUCUAGAAGAGGCCAUCAUAUUGCGCUGUGAUGAAAUAACCAACGCUGGUGUUGCUUCUGCUCUACGUGAGAGGCCAACGUUGAGGUCUUUAUCAUUUACCACAAUGGACGAAAAUAAUGUAAGAAUUCUAAUUCUUUGA